AUGCCCGGUUAUGCUAUGUUUAUGAAGGACAUGGUGACAAAGAAGAGAUCGGGGAGUUUUGAAGAUGAUGACAGAGUGCAACAUUGUAGUUUUAUUGCUACAAAGUCUCAUGUGCAGAAGAAAGAAGAUUUGGGCGCCUUCACUAAUCCAUGUACUAUAGGGUUGCUACACUUUGCCAAGGCACUAUGUGAUCUUGGUGCGAGCAUAAAUCUUAUGCCUCCGUCCAUUUAUAAAAAGUUAGGCUUGGGUGACCCAAAGCCUACUACGAUGUGGUUACUUACGACUGAUCGAACUGUGAAGAGUCCCAUUGGUAUACUCCAUGAUGUGCUUGUGAAAGUCGAAUCAUUCACAUUUUCGGCCGAUUUUGUGAUUCUUGAUUGUGAAGUUGACUUUGAGGUCCCCAUUAUUCUAAGAAGACCAUUUCUUGCAACUCGGCGUGAAUUAGUCGAAAUGGAGGAGGGGAAAAUGAAAUUUAGGUUGAACAAUGAAGAAGCAACUUUAAAUAUAUGUAGGUCCAUGAAGUAG
This is a messenger RNA of Solanum pennellii, 525 nucleotides long. RefSeq lists its product as uncharacterized. The record is from RefSeq and is a predicted model, not a curated record. Bases 1 to 525 code for a protein of 174 amino acids. The transcript has a single exon. NCBI's taxonomy places the organism in Eukaryota, Viridiplantae, Streptophyta, Magnoliopsida, Solanales, Solanaceae.